Astyanax mexicanus (Mexican tetra) is the source of this 2955-nucleotide messenger RNA. It is a transcript of the gene ptges3l, whose product is annotated as prostaglandin E synthase 3 like. Gene Ontology annotation, cellular component: nucleus; cytosol. Lineage: Eukaryota; Metazoa; Chordata; Actinopteri; Characiformes; Acestrorhamphidae. The transcript is spliced from 8 exons. Gene Ontology annotation, molecular function: Hsp90 protein binding; protein-folding chaperone binding. The record is from RefSeq and is a predicted model, not a curated record. The coding region runs from base 294 to 761 and encodes 155 amino acids. Gene Ontology annotation, biological process: chaperone-mediated protein complex assembly; protein folding.
AGAUGGCCUGGGUGUCAGGGGGAAGAUACUGUGGGUUUCCAGAGUUUUCCACUGGCAGACUUUAAAUGGGAGUGCUGGUGUGGUGGAGGGGUAAAAGAAGGCAUGUUCCUCCCUUAGCAGCAGCUGAUACCAUCCAUCCUAAAAAUAUCCACCCCACACACACAGAAGCCCAGGGUAGAGUGACCAGACCACCACCACCACGUUUCAGGAGCUGUGGUUAAAGCUACUGGAUACUCCAGAUUAAAGAAUCCAAACUCUGUUUACUGCAGAAAGCUCUCUCUGAAAACAGCAACAUGCCCAAGAUUGUAAGGCCGGAUGACUGCCAGCCUGCCAAAACCAUUUGGUACGACCGCAAAAAGUAUAUUACAAUAAACUUCCUGAUUCAGAAACCAAAGAAUGUUCAAGUUGAUAUUCAGGACACCAAAAUCAUCUUAAGCUGCAAAGAUGAUGAGGACAACAACAUUUACAAUGAAAUUGAAUUUUAUGAUCGAGUGUACAAAAGCGACUCGAGGGAGAAGGUGUGCGAUCGCACCAUCAAUGUUUUGAUAAGGAAAGUGAAAGACAAUGUAGCAUGGCCUCGACUCACGAAAGACACAGCUAAGCCAGCCUGGUUAUCAGUAGACUUUGAUAACUGGAGAGACUGGGAACACGAAGAGGAAGACGGCAUGGCAGAGUAUGAAGGCUACAUGGAUAUGCUUUCUGAUAUAAAAACUAAAGGAGUGGCUCCCUCUAUGGAUGACCUGGAUGAUCUAAGUGACUGAGAGACAAGAUCAAUUUUACCCAGGAAUCCUGGAUUCUCAUUUUAAACAGCUGACCAGUUAGUUCUUCUUUUUAAAAAUGUAUCCCUUAUAAAUUUUUGAUCUUUUUUAUAUUUGCUAAUAAACAAUAGUUGGUUACAAGUGGUUUUAUAAUUAUUAUUAGAUAGGUCUUUCCUUUCUUUGUGUUGCAACCCUGGAAGGAUCCUGCUAAAAAAAUCCAGCUGGUAAUCCAGGAAACACAUACCCUAUGCAGGUAGAUUAACUCGUUAACUAGCUCCUGAUCAGCACCAGUAUGUUUCCUCUAGAUGACCAGCAUGAUUUUUCAGUAGGGGAGCUGAGCCGCGUUUUAGGGCCACUCUUAAAAAAAAAAUAAAAACAGUUCUCUUUGAGAAUAUAGUCUUAAUAUUACGAGAUUAAAGUAGUUAUAUUACAAGAUUAAAGCUGUAAUAUUACAAGAAUAAAGCAGAAAUAUUACAAGAUUAAUGUUGUAAUUUUACAAGAUUAAAGUCAUAAUAUUACGAGAUUAAUGUUGUAAUUUUACAAGUUAAAAGUCAUAAUAUUACGAGAUUAAUGUUGUAAUUUUACAAGAUUAAAGUCAUAAUAUUACGAGAUUAAUGUUGUAGUUUUACGAGUUUAAAGUCAUAAUAUUGCAAGAAUAAAGUCGUAGUAUUUUGAGGGAAAUGUAGUUCUAACGGCUUGGGCUGCAGUUAAAGAGCGGAGCACGGCGGGAGGGAAAGGAGCAUUUUCUGCUCAUGACCUGUUACAGCUGCUGUGAUUACCAUAGCACAUAAUACAGUGUCCAGAUUUUCCCAUGGUGGCGUCCCGGUAGCCUUUUACCUGCUUUUAUUUGGCCCUUAAACAUCAUCAUAGUAACAUAUAUUAUUGUUUCAGAUGUUUUGUUGAAUGGAAUUAUGGAAUUUACAUAAUUUAUGUAACUUGCAAUUCUUUUCUGAUUUUCUACAUUGUAGAUGAAUAGUGAAGACAUCAACACUAUGAAGGAAUGCAUAUACAAUUAUGAAGUAAGCAAAAAGUGUUAAACAAGCCAAAAUAUAUUUUAUCAAAGUAUCUGCUUUUGUUUGGAUACCUUUUUUUGUCUACUACCUAACUGCAUGUGUGUUCCUCCAUAGUUUGUAAUUAAGUCUUUAAUAUUAAAGUUGUAUUGUACACUUUAUUAUUCUUCUUUUGUAUUUUUGGGAUCUGAAACAUUUAAAAUGUUUUAAACAUGUUUAUUUCAAAACAUAACUUUUUUUGCUGUAAGAAACUCAAAGAAAUAUACAAAUUAAAAUUUUGUUAAAGGGUUAAUGUUUUUGUAAACAUACAAAUUGUUGCAUAUCGUCGCUGUUCAAUGAAAAAAACAGUAUAUAUAUAUCUUUUGUCUUUUUUUUUGUUUAAUACAUAAUUUGUACACACAAACUGUCCCUUACACUGUAUCAAAAUGUCUUGAUAAAUAGACCAAUUGAAAUUACUCUAUUUAUAUAAUUAAAUUUAUAUAUUUAAAUUAACUCUAUUUACAGUGACUUCAACUGAAAUUAAAGAAGAUUUGGUACCACUUUAAAAUAAGACAUUACAAAGUGUUUAUAAAUGGUUUACAAUAAGUUUAUUAAUGGUUACUAAUUAGGUUGUAAAUGCCUUAAAAAUCAUUAAUAAUCAGUUAUAACACAUACGUAGAAAGGGCAACAAUAUAGAUGCUGUGGAUUUGCUAUUUGGCAAACAACAGGUAAUUGUUGCUCUUUCUAUGUAUGUGUUAUAACUGAUUAUUAAUUACUUUUAAGGCAUUUACAGACUAAUUAGUAACCAUUAAUAAACUAAUUGUAAACCAUUUAUAAACCCUUUAUAAAGGUAGUCUUAUUUUAAAGUGGUACUGAAGAUUUUUUCUCUCUCCUGUAAAGUUUCUGUUUUGGAGAUACAUGUUUUUCAUUGGACAGUGACAAAAUAUCCAAAAUAUUCCCUCUGUCUCAAAAGGUCAAAGGUUUUGCUGUGAAAAAAAGAAGCUACAUGCAUUUCUUUUUCUACUGUAUUGUAUUGUAUGGUAUUGUACUGUAUGUUUACUAACAAUAUCUCUGAAUAUUUGAUUGUUUCCUAUUUUUCUAUGCUAUUGCUUUGUACAGACAUUCAUGCAUUUCAUUUGUGCAGUACACUAAAAUCAAAUAGUUAUUCAGUUGUUCACACACAAAAAUAAACAUGUUGCACUUUGUAA